AUGGCAGCAGCUACAAAUUCCACCCUCCUCAAACUCAAACUCAAAAUCCGCAGUCCACUCUUUGCCUCUGCUCUUAGCAGCAGCAGAAGUAGUGAUUCACUCUCUAACCAACACUUGUUCUCCACAACAACAUUCAGAUAUGCAGAUGCAGAUGCUGAUUCUUCAAGCGACAGUAAAGCCACUGCAGACCCAAACCCUUACGUCGUUCACCCCUCCGCCGACGUCCACUCUAACGCCAUCAUUGGCGACGGUGUUUCAAUUGGUCCAUUUUGCACAAUCGGAUCAUCAGCAAAGCUUGGGAAGGGAUGUCGAUUAUAUCCUGGUAGCCAUGUUUUCGGAAAUACUGAGAUUGGGGAUCACUGUCUUUUGAUGCCUGGUGCCGUGGUUGGUGACCAUCUUCCUGGACGUACAGUUUUGGGACGUAAUAAUGUUAUCGGUCAUCAUGCUGUCAUUGGAGUCAAAUGCCAAGAUUUGAAAUACAAGAUAGGGGAUGAAUGUUUUCUUCACAUUGGGGAUAAUAACGAGAUCAGAGAACAUACUUCAAUUCACCGAUCUUCAAAACCAAGUGAUAAAACGGUUAUUGGUGAUAACAAUCUUAUCAUGGGCUCUUGUCAUAUUGCUCAUGACUGCAAUAUCGGCAACAAUAACAUUUUUUCUAACAAUACUCUUCUAGCAGGCCAUGUUGUUGUGGAAGAUUACAUUCACACUGCUGGAGCCAUUGUUGUUCAUCAAUUUUGUCAUAUUGGUUCCUUUUCUUUUGUUGGUGGUGGAUCUGUGGUUUCACAAGACGUCCCAAACUACACGAUGGUGGCUGGAGAAAGAGCUGAGCUUCGUGGUUUGAAUUUGGAAGGUCUUCGGCGUCAUGGAUUUACAGCCACUGAGAAGCGGAGAUGGCUUAAUGGCAUUGAUUCCAAAAUCAUUGAAGCACUGGCUUCUACACACUUGAGCGCCCGUGCCAUAUUUAUCCUAUUAUAUGCAAAAGUUGAGCAAGUUGGCAUAUAUGCACUUUGUGGGUGCAUUGGCAUCCAAGAAGAUAAACUCUGUUUCGAAGAACGCAUUACCAAAGUGGAAGAGGAUAAAGAACUGUGUAAGGUACCUUCUGUAUGUACCAUGAUACAGUCUCUUCGUGAUUCUUUUGCUCAAAAUCGCCGUGGAAUAUGCAAGUUCAGAUAUUUUAGUGGCUCUUAA
Dovyalis caffra is the source of this 1188-nucleotide messenger RNA. NCBI's taxonomy places the organism in Eukaryota, Viridiplantae, Streptophyta, Magnoliopsida, Malpighiales, Salicaceae. The record is from the annotation of a GenBank genome assembly.